AUGAGCUUGCAGGGCGUCGAGAUGAACUUGCGUGAUCCCUUGGCCUCCUAUCGCGCUCAGUACAAUAGGAGCUUAUUGCUCUUCGGACAGCUCACUCGCAGAGCGCAGGCUGUGGCCGCAGCUGCAGCGCCCCAUGUGGACACCGCAAUGGGACUUGACCCCGAAACAGCCUCCACAGUAUCAGCCUCCGCGGAGCGCCAUAGACUCAUUUCCGACAACGCGGGCGUCAGCUUCCAGGUAUUCGUGGAGUGGUUAGCGGAUCUGAUGCCCUUUCUGCUGCUGCUCUCCUGGGUGUUCAUCCUCGAGCACGCGGGAGUCCUGCUGCUGAUCUUGUUCCUGGCGGGGGGUACCUUCCAUGCCAACGCGGACAUCCGUCGGCUCAUCGCGCUGCGGCGGGAGGCGCUCGUGCGCACCUGCAUCAGCCAGGCGCUGACGGUGAUGCUGUUCACAGCGGCCUCUGUGCUGGCCACCCUGCCUGACACGCGACUGCUGAGGGCGCUGACGCUCAGGUCCACGCAGACAGCGAGUGCCGUGGACACGCUUCUUCUGGUCCUCCUGGCGGACAGCGUGCUGCGGUUCGGGAGCCUGGCUCCGAAGCUCAUGGUGGUGGCGUGGUUUAGGAGCCGGGGGCCAGGGGGAUCGGGUGCUGCGGCUGGGGCCGACGGCGGCAGCGGUGGCAGCAGCAGCCAUCUCAGCGGCGCGAGGCGGCAACGGCAGCAGGCGCGGGUCCUCACUGCGGUCGAGCGGGCGGUCGCUCUGUACCGCACGGUGCUUCCGGGGCCUGUGUGCAGGUACGGCUACCUGCUGCACGGAGGGGGCUUCCCGCCCGUCCUAGCGUCGCUGUUCUGCGGCUUCUACGUGGUGCUCAAGGCAUCUUACGUUUUUGCUCAGACGCGGCUGUUUGCGCUGGCGCUGAAGACCGCCACACGGCGGGGUGCGCUGUACGGGACGUAUAUGGGGCGGGUGGACGGUGGCGAGGAGGGAGGCUUCAGUGCGUGCCCCGUAUGCCAGGACCCCGUGAACACGCCCGUCCGUCUGGACUGCGGACACAUCUUUUGCGAAGAGUGCAUCUUGGAGUGGCUCGAGCGCGACCGCACCUGCCCCAUGUGCCGGGCGCAGGUCUUCUGA
Messenger RNA from Volvox carteri f. nagariensis, 1128 nucleotides. RefSeq lists its product as uncharacterized. The transcript has 9 exons. Bases 1 to 1128 code for a protein of 375 amino acids. Gene Ontology annotation, molecular function: ubiquitin protein ligase activity. Lineage: Eukaryota; Viridiplantae; Chlorophyta; Chlorophyceae; Chlamydomonadales; Volvocaceae. Gene Ontology annotation, biological process: positive regulation of ERAD pathway. The record is from RefSeq and is a predicted model, not a curated record.